This is a messenger RNA of Funneliformis geosporum, 1654 nucleotides long. NCBI's taxonomy places the organism in Eukaryota, Fungi, Glomeromycota, Glomeromycetes, Glomerales, Glomeraceae. The record is from the annotation of a GenBank genome assembly.
GACCGAUUUCCCACCUCACUUCGUUACUCGUCGAGUUCAAUGCCUUCAGUCACCUAGACCUGCUUUGUUUCAUUUGCCAUUUUCAAGAACUUUUACGCAUUGGUGGGAGGUUUAUAAGAAGGAAAAUGAACUUUUGAGAAAGCUUUUGAGAAACCAAAUAGAAGAGAAAAAUCUGGCCGAAGUCCAACAGCCCGAAAGAAAUAGGAAGGCCACGGAAAAAGAAAUCACAAAACGAAGCAGAAGAAAAUGGGAUACCAAUGGGGCCAUUCGGAAAGUUCAGCGUGAUUUUGUCUACUUUGUUGAUCCAUUAAGUGUUCCACUUCUUAAUAAGAUUCGGAAUGGUGAAUUUGUGGCACUACAUGGUGCACGGGCCUCCGGAAAAUCUACACGGGUGUUUAGAGUUAUGGAACAAUUGGAAGAAGAAGACUAUAUUUGCCUAUAUGUAACUCUUGAGAUGAUUGGCAUAGAAAGCGUAGAAAAAUUCUGGUCAUCAUUCGGCUUAAAUCUCAUCAGGACUGCUCCCCAGCAUAUCAAAAAUCAUAUUAAGUCUGGUAGUGAUUUCGCUAAUUUGUUUUCGACAAGUGGGUGGAAAAAAAGGGUUGUUCUCUUCAUAGACGAGUAUGAUACAUUGGAUACAGCAAAUGAUGAUGUUAAAUCCUCAUUCUUGAAAGUUAUUCGUGGUAUUAAAGCAAGAAAAGAUGAAUAUGCUAUCUGGUCUAUCAAUGCAGUCGGUCCUUUCAGCAUAUUACAUUUGAGCUCAAAAGAAACAACUACGUCACCAUUCAAUGUCAGGGAGCCAUUUCAAAACCCAAACUUCACGCUGGAACAAGUACAGAUCUUAUUUAAGGAGUUUGCGGAUGAGGAACGAAUAAUCAUUGAUCAAGAAAUUGUUAAAGAUAUUUACAAACGGACAAAUGGGCAUGCUGGCCUUGUCUGCCUUUGCGGAAAAGCUAUCUCUUUAUACUUAAUGAAAUACCUCGAUGAAAGUUUAACACUUGACAUCUCAACCUGGUUGAAAUUUACUACAAGUGGUUCUUUGGAAGAAGUGAUACUUGAUUAUCCCACCUUUAGGAAGAUGGUUGAUACGCUUGAAACCUUGGAUAAAGCCAAGCCUGCUGUAGACCUUCUUCGAUCUUCGUUCAUAGGAUUUCUUGAUUUUGUGAAAAUCACAGACACCAGAGAAAUAAAGCUGGCAGAAUUCCUUACAGCCGAGGGAGUGCUAACAGUAAGCGACAAUGACAACGAUACAUUCAGAAUGUCAUCUGCUUUUAUAGAUGAGCUGAUGCGACGACGAGUUAUUCCUGAUUUAUACAUGUCUUCUCCGAAAAGUGCAGUCCCCCUAAAAGAUGAUCUCUCCCUGGAUAUUCUCAAGAUUUUACAGACGGCCAUCCAGUUCUUUGAUAAUAAAAUCAUUUCUAAUGCAUUCAAUAAGUCAUAUAAAAUUGCAGAAAAGUUGUAUGUUGAUGGUCCUUCAACUUCUUCGGUUCUUCAAUUAAGUCCUUCGGUUCUUUCAGUUCUUCAGUCAAGUUACUUCAAUAUUUCAGAAGAAAAAUGUAAUAAAACAUAUAAGACUGCUAAAUGUUUAGCUUGUUUUAAUGCUAAUAAUUCAUCAUUGAUAGUUGAAGAAAUAAAUAAUAAGAGAGAAAAAUGUUGA